UUAAGUAAAUGGUGUUUUCGUCAUUUCCAUGAACAGCAGGGGCAUUCCAGAAAUAACUCACUCUAUAAAUAAUUUUAAAUCUUCUUUCUAUUACUCGCAUCUCUCAUUCCCCAUCAAAUUUUCCCUUCUCUCCCACUCGAACUUCCCUUAAUAACUGUAUUUCCUCCACUCAUCGUCGUGACUGACUGCGCCGCCGUUCGGACAACCGGCCGUGAACUAGAUCCGGCAAUCACACUUCCGCCAUCUGGAUCCGAUUUAAUUUUCUAUCGUUUCUCCUUCUCUCAAUCUAUCGUUUUGCAGUUAAUUUUUCCACGAAUUUUUAUUAUUUCUGUUUUUAUUUUUAAUAUUUUUAUUUUCUAGCCAGCGAUGGCGAGUCAUUUUUCUAAUCCAUUUUAACGCGUAUUGGACGCUACCCUCUCAUUUCUCUCGAUAAAGAUGUGUUGACGUUUUUGCCCCUCAAAAAUAUUAGUAUUGCAAUCGGACUUCGGGGGUGCUGACGUGGCGUGGUAUUGGGCUACUACAAUGAGUCAUCAUGCUCGUAGGAUGUUGCCACCUGGUCUAUCAAAAAAGCGAAGGGAGAGGGAAUCUUUUAGUUUUCCUAUUAAGCCCUCGGCUGCAGUCCCGGCUCCACCUGCAGGUUCAAAAGCCGUUGUCGAGCCGAUGUGCUCAAAUCGGCUACUAGCUGGGUACAUGGCGUAUGAGUUUCUGACAAAAGGGACUCUGUUUGGGAAGAAGUUUGUAGUCCCCCCUCGACGCGAGGCUGUAGCCGUACCAGUGAGGAUCGGCGGUUCAGCUGAAUUGAAGCGGGUUAAGAGGGAAGCCGAGCUGGGAGGAGGAAAGAAAGAGAAGGAGAAGGAGGAAGAGAGGAGAUAUGAUGAGGUGGCAAGUAUAAUGAAGUCAGAUGGGGUCCACAUACCUGGAAUUGUUAAUCCUACACAACUUGCGCGAUGGACUCAGGCGUCGUGAGGGGAUUCAAUGAGGCCGGGGGAUCAUUUGUGUAGUAAUUGAUCCAUUUGAAACAGAGAUUUGAUUUCAAGAGUUUGCGAAGAAAAUUUUCAGAGGUACAGUCGGUGAGAGGCAACCGGGGGGACGCGGACGGUGAGACACCAACGCCGCAAAUAAAAUUUCUGUUAAACCUUGCCAUGUGAAGACAGUCCAAGUCUGGCAAAUCGGUUUUAUGCAAGUGUUUUAUUUUUAUUUUUUACCUGCAUGUUUUGAUAUUUCUCUGCCUAAUU
Molecule: messenger RNA, 1235 nt
Organism: Tripterygium wilfordii
Lineage: Eukaryota; Viridiplantae; Streptophyta; Magnoliopsida; Celastrales; Celastraceae
Exons: 2
Coding region: 523-966 (147 amino acids)
Source: RefSeq, a predicted model, not a curated record